Pollicipes pollicipes is the source of this 450-nucleotide messenger RNA. RefSeq names its product apolipoprotein D. Gene Ontology annotation, biological process: lipid metabolic process; response to reactive oxygen species. The record is from RefSeq and is a predicted model, not a curated record. Gene Ontology annotation, cellular component: cytoplasm. NCBI's taxonomy places the organism in Eukaryota, Metazoa, Arthropoda, Thecostraca, Pollicipedomorpha, Pollicipedidae. The annotation marks the transcript as partial. The transcript has a single exon.
UACAGUGGCCAGUGGUACGAGACAGCGCGGUACCGUCAGCGCGACGACUCCGGGUACACCCGUGGCCGGGCCAGCUACACCCUCCCCUCCGACGACGCCGGAUUCCUCCGGUGCAGCAACGUGGCCAAGUGGACGAACAGCAGCCUGUACCGCACCUCCGUCACCGCCCGCGCCGACAACCCGGCCCACCCGGCCGACAUCACCGUCCGGUCCGGCUGGACCGUCAUCCGGAAGUACAAGAUCGUCCGCACCGACUACGUGCAGUCGGCACUCAUCCACACGUGCCACAGUGUGCUGGCGGUGCUGGGCGUGGAGUAUGCGUGGGUCCUCUCCCGCACGCCGCAGCUGGACAAGAGCGUGGUGGAUGAGGACAUCCAGGUGCUGGCGGACACCGGGUCCAACACGAGCCUGUUAUCGAUGACGUCGCAGGACUGCGGCAGCUUCUUCUGA